Messenger RNA from Gilbertella persicaria, 225 nucleotides. RefSeq lists its product as uncharacterized. The record is from RefSeq and is a predicted model, not a curated record. Lineage: Eukaryota; Fungi; Mucoromycota; Mucoromycetes; Mucorales; Choanephoraceae. The annotation marks the transcript as partial. The transcript has a single exon.
CGAGUCGCACAAGUAGUCCCAAUUCACGAGAAAGGCAACCCAACUGAUCCAGUCAAUUACUAUCUAAUUAGCAUGACUACUACUUCCAAAAAAAUGCUCGAAACAUGCAUAAAGGAACUUCCCCAAAGCCAAGCAUCGUCCUUAGAUACUGCUCAAGGUGGUUUUAGAGGGUGCAAAAGUGGCCUUGACCAAGCCUUUCAUUUUUCAGAGAUUCGUAAAUUGCUU